AUGACCACUGAAUCGUUUACCAUCCUCGUUCCCGCAACAUCUGCCAACAUCGGUCCUGGCUUUGACGUCGUUGGCCUCUCAUUAUCCCUGCAGCUGAAGCUCUUCGUAAAGUAUCCCUUGUCGCCUCCCCCUCAGUAUCUUGCACCGGCUAUAACAUACUCAGGCGAAGGUGCUGGCGAGGUUCCGCUCGAUGCGUACAAAAAUCUUACCACACGCGUCGCCCUCUACGUCCUUCGAUGUCAUGGCAUCCGCAUGUUUCCUUCUCAUCUCGCCAUCAUUGUCGAGAACGAGAUCCCCUUUGGCCGUGGGCUUGGCUCUUCAGGCGCCGCCGUUAUCGCAGGCGUCCUGCUAGGCAGUGAGCUCGGCCACCUCAAUCUGCCAAAGGAGCGUCUUUUAGAUUUCGCGCUUAUGGUCGAACGCCAUCCAGAUAAUGUUACCGCCGCCCUGAUCGGCGGCUUUGUGGGGUCCUAUCUGAAAGAGUUGGAUGAGCAGGCGAGCGAGGCGGCGAGUGUACCGCUGAGUGAGGUCCUACCUGAGUACCCUCCCGACGCAGGAGAGGACUGGGGUCUAAACCCACCUGUCCCACCACUAGGUAUAGGCCACUAUGUGCGUUUUGGGUGGUCUGAAACCAUCAAAGCGGUCGCCAUCAUCCCAAGGUUCGAAUUGAGCACUGCGAAAGCGAGAGAAGUCUUGCCGACGCACUAUUCUCGCAAAGAUCUAGUUUUCAAUUUACAGCGCUUAGCUGUUCUUACAACGGCAUUGGGUCAAACUCCCCCCGACCCAGACCUCAUCUACGAAGCUAUGAAGGAUCGUGUACACCAACCAUUCCGCAGGUCUUUGAUUCCUGGUCUUCCAGAAGUUACAUCGUCGAUUACACCUUCUACGCAUCCCGGUCUACUUGGUAUUUGCCUUUCGGGAGCAGGUCCCACCAUCUUGGCCUUGGCUACACAUGGCUUUGAAGCGAUUGCUGAGGAUGCGCGUAGCAUUUUCAAGAAAUUCGGAAUUGAGAUUGACUGGAAAGUCUUGGAGGUAGCCCCUGGUUGCACCAUCCAUCGAUAAUAGACGAACAAUUCCAUGGUAUAGGGCAAUUAGAUAGUCUACAUGUUGUGAAUGAUGUUGUUCCAUGCCAAGAAAAAAUAGGUAGAUCUACACGUAA
Laccaria bicolor S238N-H82 is the source of this 1156-nucleotide messenger RNA. RefSeq lists its product as uncharacterized. Gene Ontology annotation, molecular function: ATP binding; homoserine kinase activity. The record is from RefSeq and is a predicted model, not a curated record. The transcript has 3 exons. Lineage: Eukaryota; Fungi; Basidiomycota; Agaricomycetes; Agaricales; Hydnangiaceae. Bases 1 to 1059 code for a protein of 352 amino acids. Gene Ontology annotation, biological process: L-threonine metabolic process.